This is a messenger RNA of Cladocopium goreaui, 489 nucleotides long. Lineage: Eukaryota; Dinophyceae; Suessiales; Symbiodiniaceae. The record is from the annotation of a GenBank genome assembly.
AUGGUCCGGUGGUCACAAGCCACCUGGGUGUCAGCACCUUAUGCGAUUCUGUUAUGGGCCUCGGUGGUGACCAUUAUCAACUACCGUGCCAGUUCCAUUGCAUCGCAUGAGAUUCGCCGCGGUGUCAUUGACAACCUGGAGGCCAUUGAAGCGUUGCCGACCCGCGGCAUGGCUCCGGCGGAGGUACAGGUUGGCAAGGCUCUGGGAGACCAGCAGGGUGGCAGCUCGUGUUCCUGUACAUGUGGGAUCUUUCGCACAGAAUUGUGUGACACCUCGCGGCCGGAGCGGCUCCAUGACUUUCAAGGCACGAUGUCCUUGGGACACGUCGCCGAGCUGCGUGCUCAAGCGGCGUAUUUCCAGGAUGUGCACGCGACAUGGGGGCUAGGCUUGGGUGAUCCCAAGCGAUCGAUUCUCCACGCACGUGUGGGCAAUGUGAGCUGGAGUGGCUUGAAGUCAGACCCUCAGAACCUCAGUCUUGCGGAUGGAUGA